GUGUCGAAUGGCUGUCAUUGCUUUUUAUGACAGAUGUUUUGCGCGAUAAAUUUGCUUUGUUAAUUUGUAUGAAUAAUAAUUUCAUGAGCGUUAUUUGAGAAAUAAACAAUUAAUAUAUACGCUUGCGAUUGGAUCAUUGAUUAAAAGUGAAUAUUUUUCAUCAAAUGACUAACGAUCAAGAAAGUCAAAUAUCCGAAAAUAUUUUGAAGUAAAAAUUCGGAGCCAGCUGUCUUCACCAUCACAACGGACCGCGAAUACGAAACAUCCGGGCUGAGGUAUUGAUAGUGUAGUGGUGGUUGAAUAAUAAUAUUCAAACUACUCGUGAUAAAGGUCGAAUAUUUGUGAAAAUGGCAAAGACCUAUGAUUAUUUAUUUAAACUACUACUGAUCGGAGAUUCGGGCGUCGGCAAAACUUGUGUAUUAUUCAGAUUUUCCGAAGAUGCAUUCAAUACGACCUUCAUCUCUACUAUUGGAAUUGAUUUUAAAAUUCGUACAAUCGAGUUAGAUGGCAAGAAGAUUAAAUUGCAAAUAUGGGAUACCGCUGGACAAGAAAGGUUUCGUACAAUAACAACGGCAUAUUAUCGUGGUGCUAUGGGAAUAAUGUUAGUGUAUGAUGUUACAAAUGAAAAAAGCUUUGAAAAUAUAAAAAAUUGGAUUCGUAAUAUAGAAGAAAAUGCAUCUGCUGAGGUAGAGAAGAUGUUAUUAGGCAAUAAGUGUGAACUUACAGACAAGAGACAAGUAUCAAAGGAACGAGGUGAACAACUUGCAGUUGAAUACGGUAUUAAAUUUAUGGAAACAUCCGCAAAAUCUAGUAUCAAUGUUGAAGAGGCAUUUUAUACUUUGGCACGUGACAUUAAAGCUAAAAUGGAGAAGAAAUUGAAGGAAGCAUCAAAUCCACCUAAAGGUGGUGGUCAUCAGUUGAAAGCAUCGGAACCACAAAGGAAACCACCAAGUUGGUUAGCUCGCUGUUCUAUACUCUGACCCCCUAAAUAUUUACGACCUUUGAAUGAGGCCAACUUGUCUAUUAUUAUUAAUUACUUACAUACAUUUCGUCGAACAAAUUUAACGUUCUACGAGGCUUCAUAUUGUCCAGUAAUUGGGCUCUGUGAUUUUACACCUUGAUAAUGGACAUUGACUGUGUUUUUAUAAUCAUUAACAUUAAAUAAUUUCUUACUGAGAAAACCAUUAGAGGAGAAAUUGUCAAAACUAUUUCAGUUGGUUUUUCUGUGUCGUUAAUGAUUAUAUUUUUUUAUAAAGAGGAAAUAGAAAAACAUGUAAUGUACACAUUUGAAAUGGAAAUAUUUUUUCAACUACAUUUUUGUAUUAUCUUUUAUUAUAAUCUUAUCGAUAAGUAAUUUGUGAAAUAAUAUUGUUGUGAAGUUUGUGAUAUUUACAGCAAAGAAAUUCAUAAAGUGACAAGUCUCAUAUUAUUUUUGACAUUUCAUUGUGCUUCUGUGAUUGUUUCUCCUCUGGUGUUGUUAUGUAAAGAAGGGAUACAAUGGAAUCAAUAUUAAAGAACCAAUACUAAAUGUGAAA
Messenger RNA from Vespa mandarinia (Asian giant hornet), 1535 nucleotides. It is a transcript of the gene Rab8, whose product is annotated as RAS oncogene family member Rab8. Lineage: Eukaryota; Metazoa; Arthropoda; Insecta; Hymenoptera; Vespidae. Gene Ontology annotation, molecular function: GTPase activity; GTP binding. The record is from RefSeq and is a predicted model, not a curated record.